Messenger RNA from Chara braunii, 3699 nucleotides. The record is from the annotation of a GenBank genome assembly. Lineage: Eukaryota; Viridiplantae; Streptophyta; Charophyceae; Charales; Characeae.
GUGUACGAUAAGUAGGGAGGACUGAAAGACUAAAACACGAAAGGCAUGGAAUCUCGGUGGGUGCAGCAAUCGGACUAAGAAAGCAGGAAAGGAGACAUUACGAGAUGGCCCGACGAAUGACGUUCUGGGAGGAUAGACCUCGUGGGAUCCUGCCACCGAGAAUAUCAGAAGGCAGGGUCGAAAUAAGCCUGCCGGCAAGAAAUGCGGUAAGCAAUCCGGUAAUGGACUGGGUGGGGGUAGAGUUGGUGGAAGAUACGGUGUACCUAGUAGUGGAGCUGGAAUGGCGUGCGAGAGGGGAGUUCGGGGGCGUAGACUUGAACCUCCCAGGGCGUGUACAUGCGACGGGAUCCUUACACCUGGCGGAAGAGGGAUGGCGAACCUUUGGGAUUGCUUUGGCUUCCGGGGAUGACCCCGUGCGAAUGUUCGCAGGGGCAUGGCAAAUAACCUGGCGGGAGGGGUUUGAGUUUGCAAACCCGGAACGAGAUGACGUAACGGCGGAGGUAAAAGUCGUCGCGGCAGGGGCCUUCGAGCCAAAUGAGGUCAUAAGGAUGAGUCUACCACCAGGCAUAGAACGAGUGGAGCAGGCGGUGACUGCCGUAACUAGGCUAAAUUUUGAUGAAGCAUUAAUGUAUCGAGAAUACUAUCAGGCCUUCCUAGAGAUGGGGCCUUUCGGGGACGAACAAGGGCGCGAGGUGCUUUGCAUUCUACGAGCAGCGGUAAAUGCUAGGCCAGGAGUCCCACAAAUAAGUGAGGAGACCAUGUGGAGAGUCAUCCGGCGAGAGGCAAGUAUGGCAACGGAGGAUGAGACGGGUAAUCAUGAAAGCGAGGGAGGACCAGGCUUAGGAGGCAGUGUUGAGCAAAGCAAGGAAGGGCAGAAGGACAGGGAAUCAGCAAAUCCGGAUGGCACCAAAGGGAACCGGAAGGAAAUGUCCUCAGGAGAGAGCUCGGGAAAAGCCGGGGGAAGCAGACAGGGGACCCAGGAAAACAAGGAGGGCAGGAAUAAGGAUAGGGGGAGCCCCGAGAACUCGGAGGGAGCUGUGUCUAAGAAAGAAAGGGUCACGAACGCGAGGCGCAAACUAGCAGAAAUAGAGAAAAGGACCGCGGAAUACAAGGCAAGGUUAAUUGAGGCAAUGAUGAUUGGGAACGAGGAAGGCCCUCUGCAGGAGGUACCGCGGGACGAACGGAAAACCAGUCGGGGCGGAACUGGGCAAAGGGACAAGGGUAGUGACCGUGGGGGAACGCCGAGCAAAAGAAGGAAAGAGAGAGAGAAAUCGUCGGGAAUGGAGGCAGAGAAGGCGACGAACCCCUUAGCCACAGACAGUAGGGUUAGCCGUCUGCCAACCUCGCCGGCGGCAUCGCGAGGAUGCGAAGGGCUCUGGAGCCUCAGAGAAAGGGUGUUGGGAUGGUUCGACCCGGAAGGAACGGCGAAGACUAGAGGGGGGCAGAAAGCCAGCAAGGAAGGGCCAGAUACCAGCAUGGCAGGUGAGGCCAGUAGCUCCGAAGGCGGCCUUAGGAAGAUAGUAUCAUCCCUUACACGAGCACUAAACAAGAACCAAGGCUAUCUGGCAGACGCCAAGAAAAAGCUGACUUUCGAUGGAGCAAACAUCACGGAAUUCCUGAUCGAUUACGAGAACCUAGCUGCGUUACUAAAGUGGACCGAGGAGGAAAAGAUGGACCAUCUAGGACAGCAUGUGUCGUUAAGCCUAGGACAGGACAUAAUGGUCAUUGUAGCCGCAAGCCGGUCUUGGAAGGAGGUCCGGGAUGUGAUGAUGAGGAAAUACCUAGCGGCAGAGAAAAUGGCAACGGAGGCCGACCUAGCGGCAGUUCAGAGGAAGACCUUCGCAACGUACAAUGAUUUCCUACGGGAAUUUACUCUAGUAGCACUAAGGAUCCCCGGGGUCACGGACCGGAUAAUGAGCAAAUAUUUCCUCAGGCAGUUCUCCGAGUUCGACAAAGACAAGAUCCUGUCAGGUUACCAACAGACGAGCAAGUUCGUAAACACGCGGGAUGUUGAUUUUAGCACGGUAACGGAUCUGGCUGAGAAAACGGUAGUAACAGAGACGUUGGCCUUGCUCAAGGAAGGAGAGAUCAUAGAUCUGACCGGUAGGACGGGCGACAAGGUAAAGAAGGGGAUUGAAAGUCUACAUGAACGGGUGCACGGGGUCGACAAUAAGAUUGAAAGGAUGGAAGGUGCGCCACUGGUUAUGCAGGCGCAAGUAUCCCGACCUUCCCUCCCUCCCCAGGAAGCUGUGGAUCCGCCAGGUGUAGCCAACCGGGGAUUCGGACGGAGAGAUCCUGCUAACGAGCAAUGCAAGUACUGUACCGCGAUAGGACAUUAUGUGCACGCGUGCCCAAAGCUCAACCAUGAUAUUCUGAAAAGAAGGUGUACCAGAGGCGACGGGGGCGAUUCCGACUAUUCAUUUUUUAGGAGAAAGAUCCCGGAAGGAAGUGUUCAAAAGUACAAGCCGGUAGGGAAGAAAGCAAAACCGGUCUCGAUCCUACUAGAGACAUCAAAGGAAGAGGCUAUGGAGAAGGAGGAAGAGGUCCUUCAAGUGAUCCGAGAAAGAAGGGCGACGGAGGGACAUCGGAUACCAGAUCAGGUAGCUGACACAAUGAAGAUAGGGAUAGACGGGUUCUUAACGGAAGAAGAAACCCGCCAGAUCAAAAGGACCUGCCAGGAGUUUCACCUGGCAUUUGCCUUUAGUGAUCACCAGAAGGGACGACUGGAUGCGAAGCUGAUCCCUCCGAUCAGAAUCCACACGGUAGAACAUGAAUGCUGGAAUGACAAGGGGCCGUCCUAUGAAUUUGGGAUAGCAGGAGAAGUAACAGACCUCCUCCGAGCGAAAAUGGACUCCUUCGUUGCGGAGCCUACGGCGUCGCCAUACGCAAACCGGUGGUUCGUCUUUCGGAAGCCUAACAAGACACUAAGGUGGAUUCAGGACCUGCAGAAGUUGAAUGCGGUAACCAUCCGGGAUGCUGGCUCGCUACCUCAGGCUGACUUAUUAGCAGAAUCGCACGCCGGUCAGAGCAUUUACUCCCUGAUAGAUCUGUACUCAGGGUACGACCAACUUCCAUUGGAUGUUCGGGAUAGGCCAUACACUGCUAUGCACACCCUUGUAGGCCAGCUACAAAUGCAAGUGACCCCUAUGGGAUUCACAAACGCGGUAGCCGAAGCGCAACGCAGGAUGCUCGCCGUGGCCGGGGACAUGUUCUUAGAGAAAUUUGAGCCUUACAUCGAUGACAAUCCGAUCAAAGGCGCGCAGGAGAAGAACGAGACGGAAGUCCAGCCAGGGAUCCGACAUUUUGUGUGGGAACACCUGCAGGACAUCAAGGACUUACUCCGCCGGUUCCUAGUAUACAACGUUACGGCUAGUGGACCAAAGAGUAUCCUAGCAAUACCGGAGGUAACUAUACUAGGAUUUCGUUGCGGUGCUUACGGCAGGAAGCCGGAUCCGGCAAAGACCGACAAGAUAUCACAGUGGCCGACACCACUGCGCACGACGACGGAGUAUAUCCUGGAUGCACGAGACAACCUGAGCGGGUUCGGGGAGGCAGUCGCCCUCAAGAAAAAGAUAGGGAGGAGUGUGGCAGACUGGAUAGAAGACUUCUACACCUACCUGGAAUAGGUUAGAUGAUGAUCCGCAAAUGACCACCGAAGAGUUAAUCGAGGCAAGAUGUCAACAAAUCCUUAAGAAUGAG